Messenger RNA from Mycotypha africana, 1440 nucleotides. RefSeq names its product DNA polymerase alpha/epsilon subunit B-domain-containing protein. The record is from RefSeq and is a predicted model, not a curated record. The transcript has 9 exons. Gene Ontology annotation, cellular component: epsilon DNA polymerase complex. Gene Ontology annotation, molecular function: DNA binding. Gene Ontology annotation, biological process: DNA-templated DNA replication; error-prone translesion synthesis. Bases 1 to 1440 code for a protein of 479 amino acids. NCBI's taxonomy places the organism in Eukaryota, Fungi, Mucoromycota, Mucoromycetes, Mucorales, Mycotyphaceae.
AUGACAACCUCAGCUGCAAUCGCACAGACUUUAACACCGUUUCAAAAAUCGCAAGAAGAGAUCAGUGACUCUUUUGAGGGUAUGAGUAUUCAAGGGGAGGACGAAGCCGCCAAAGAAAAUAUCGAUGUCGCUCAACAUUUUCACGUCGUGGGGGCGUUUGAUAUGCCGAGAUACGUCUUUGACGAGAACUCAAAUACAUUUUACAAAUCGAAGGUGCAACCAGCGGCAAUAUGUAGUGCAACUGAAAAAGGAGAAAUGUAUCGAAACAGACUGAAGCUCAUAAAACAAAGAAUCUUAAGGAAUGAAACCUUUUGUCCACCCACAAUGAACAUUGAUGACAACGAUAAUUAUGUCAAAUUGACAUCCAUCAAAUCAUUGAUCGGUCGUGAUAAGAAAGCUUUUGUAAUCUUCGGAAUGCUAACACAAUUGGAAGAAGGCAAAAUCUAUCUUGAAGACGAGGACGCAAAUAUAGAAUUAGUGCUCAAUAAUGCUACGUACGAUUACGGACUCUUCACGGAUGGCUGCUUUGUCAUUGUUGAAGGUGUUUACGGCGAAGACCAUAGAUUUCAUGUGCAAGAGAUCCAUUUGCCUCCGGCUGAACCUCGUGAUAUUUCAGAUGUAAUGUUCGGACAUGUGGAUUUCUUGGGCUUACCAAAACCACUUGUGGAUGAGAACCUUUUGAAACUUGAAGAAAAAGCUCAUGGUGAAAUUACAUUUGUGAUUAUGUCAGACGUACAUUUAGAUCAGCCAAGGGUUAUGGACGCGUUACGGCAAAUAUUUGCAGGUUAUGCAGCUGCUCAAAUUCCCUUAGCAUUCAUUAUGAUGGGCAAUUUUACCAGUCAAGAUAAUGCCUUCACAGGAACAGAUGUUGAUGAUUACAAAGAUAAUUUCUCAGCAUUAGCAGAUCUAAUCAAUGAACAUCCUUUGCUGGCUACACACUCGAAUUGGGUGUUUGUUCCAGGACCCAAGGAUCCAUGGGCUGGUACGGUUUUACCUAGAGCACCAAUCCUACCGAGUUUUGUCCCUAGAAUGAGACAGAAAGUAAGGAAAGUACAUUUUACGACAAAUCCUUGCCGGAUACGUUAUUGUACACAAGAUAUUGUGGUUUUUCGAGAAGAUUGGAUGCAGAAAAUGUGGAGAAAUACUUUACUGUCAACGAACCUAGAAGCGGAUAAUGAUCCUGUUAACCAUUUUGUCCAUACAAUUGUAGACCAAGGACAUCUUUGUCCACUUCCCUUAUCAGUAAAACCUGUCAUGUGGGCUUUUGAUAAUGCGUUAAGCUUAUACCCUUUACCUCAUGCAUUAAUUAUUGCAGACAAGUAUGAAAAUUAUGGAAUCUCUUAUGAAGGUACCACUUGCAUCAAUCCAGGUAGCUUGCUUAAUUCUGAUUUCACUUGGAGUAUCUAUUAUCCUAGCUUACGCGUUGCAGAAAAAUGGUAA